Messenger RNA from Drosophila innubila, 1016 nucleotides. Its product is annotated as fat body protein 2. The record is from RefSeq and is a predicted model, not a curated record. Gene Ontology annotation, molecular function: oxidoreductase activity, acting on the CH-OH group of donors, NAD or NADP as acceptor. The transcript has 4 exons. The coding region runs from base 126 to 911 and encodes 261 amino acids. Lineage: Eukaryota; Metazoa; Arthropoda; Insecta; Diptera; Drosophilidae. Gene Ontology annotation, cellular component: cytoplasm.
UAGCAGUGCAGAUCGAGAUAUUGAAGAUAACUGUGGAGCUCUAUCGUUACAUUCGUGAUAUAUUCAAAACUCGCACAGAAACAGGCGUCAUCUUUGCAGAAGAUUCACAAGAAGAAACGAUUACUAUGACUCUUCGGGGCAAGAAUGCAGUGGUUACGGGUGGAGCUGGCGGAAUCGGUCUCCAAGUGUCCAAGCAGUUGCUGGUAGCGGGCAUAGGAAAAAUCGCCGUCAUAGAUGUGCAGGACAAUAUGGAGGAGUUUGUGAAAUUACGCAAUGCGCAUGCCAUGCAGAGCGUCAUGAUCAUUAAAAUGGAUGUAUCCAACAAGAAGGGCAUAGAGGCCAGCUAUGAGGAGAUCAAAAAGACCUUUGGCAGCAUUGACAUUGUGGUGAAUGUGGCUGGCAUCUUCAAUGACAAGGAUGUGCAACGCACUUUGUUAGUGAAUCUGGGUGGCAUUAUCAAUUCCACCUUGAGCGCCUUGCCAUAUAUGAGCAAGGAGAGUGGCGGCAAUGGUGGACUUGUGGUCAACAUGAGCUCCGUCGUGGGAUUGGAUCCGCUGUUCAUUAUUCCCGUGUAUGGAGCAACCAAAGCAGGCAUUAUCAACUUUACGCGUUGCCUGGGCAACGACAAGUUCUAUCAGCGCUCUGGUAUCAAGUUUUCAACGGUUUGUCCCGGUGCCACUAUGACGGAUAUGUUCACCAACUUUACGGAGAAGAUCAUCUUUCCAGAGACGAGCGAUGAGACGUACAUGAUUCUGGAUCGUUUGAGCAAACAAAGUGCCACCGAUGUUGCUCGCUGCAUUCUGAAUGUGCUGGAGAAGGAGAAGAAUGGCGCCGUCUAUGUAAUCGAGGGAAAACGCAUUGUUCCCAUAGAUAUGAAGCCCUAUUGGACGGGCAAGGAACCAGCUCUCUGAACUGAUGAUGUAACUAACAAUGCAGACAGCACAAUAUUAACAAAUGAUGUAGAAUUUAAACAAAUGUCAAGGGUAGUCUUUAAUAAACAAGCAAGCAUACUGUAA